Micropterus salmoides (largemouth bass) is the source of this 3989-nucleotide messenger RNA. Its product is annotated as thrombospondin-2-like. The transcript has 21 exons. NCBI's taxonomy places the organism in Eukaryota, Metazoa, Chordata, Actinopteri, Centrarchiformes, Centrarchidae. Bases 262 to 3591 code for a protein of 1109 amino acids. Gene Ontology annotation, molecular function: protein binding; calcium ion binding. Gene Ontology annotation, cellular component: extracellular region. The record is from RefSeq and is a predicted model, not a curated record. Gene Ontology annotation, biological process: cell adhesion; negative regulation of angiogenesis.
ACAGAGCUGUCUGCAUGUUCUUCACCCAGAUUUCGCUCGCACCAACCUCUAUUUCUUUUGGAUGCUUUAACAACCAAUGACUGAAGAAGCUGUGCCGAUCCAGAUGCCAAGGCGAGAAGGAAACAAACAGAUAAGGAAAUAAGAAAGAGGAAAAAAGGACAGACAUUCCAUCAUAGCUCCCGUGGAGCUUCAGAAGGGACGAGCCUACCAGCCGUAAUUUCUAAUCGUGGAGAAAGGAAGACCAGCGAGGAAGACACAGGAAUGAGUCCGCUGAGAGGUUUCCCCUGGCUUUUGAUAUUCUUCUGUGCGGCAGCUGUGUGUGCAGGUGUGGGUGGUGCAAAAGUUGACAAUGUGUCAUCAGAAAUCUGUCGUCAUCCGUGCGAGGACCUGGUGGGCUUGCUCACUGAGAUCCAAGGCCUGCGUAUUGUGACCAGCAACCUGCUUGAGGACCUGGAGAGAGUAUCAAGAGAAAAUGAAGAGAUGCGCAUAUCUUUGGCUGAGCUGAGCAACAGCAACAGCAACAGCAACAGCAACAGCAACAGCAACAGCAACAGCAACAGCAACAGCAGCAGCAGCAGCAGAGGCCGUGGCCGUGGCCGUGGUGAUGGCCGUGGUGAUGGCCGUGGCGAUGGCCGUGGCGAUGAUCGUGGCGAUGACCGGAGUGAUGGUCGUGGCCAUGGUCGUGGCAAUGGUCAGGGCCAUGGUCGUGGCAAUGGUCGGGGCCAUGGUCGUGGCCAUGGUCGUAGCGAUGGUCGUGGCGAUCGCCGGGGCGAUGGUCGUGGUGAUGGCCGUGGCGAUGGUCGAGGUGAUGGCCGUGCCGAUGGCAGCGGUGAUGGCAGCGGUGAUGGCCGUGGCGAUGGUCAUGGUGAUGGCCGUGCCGAUGGCAGCGGUGAUGGCAGCGGUGAUGGCAGCGGUGAUGGCCGUGGCGAUGGUCAUGGUGAUGGCCGUGCCGAUGGCAGCGGUGAUGGCCGUGGCGAUGGUCAUGGUGAUGGCCGUGGCGAUGGUCAUGGUGAUGUCAAUGAUCUUGACAGAGAUCGAGACGGGGAGAUCUGGUGUGUGCAGGAUGGACGAGUGUAUGAGCAAGGGGAGAAUUGGGAGGUGGACAGCUGCACCUCCUGUACUUGCCAGGAUGGAAAGGUGGUGUGUCAGCAGGUGUCUUGCCCUCCUGUAUCCUGCAUCAAUCCAUCUUUUAUCGAUGGAACGUGCUGUCCUGUCUGUCAAAAUAAUGAAGAUGGCUGGUCUCCGUGGUCCGAGUGGACCUACUGUUCUGUAACCUGUGGACGCGGAGGGCAACAAAGGGGCCGAUCCUGCAAUGGCAUCAUGCCAUCCUGUGCAGGCCCGUCAGUCCAAACCCGCAGCUGCAUGCCGAUGAAGUGUGACCGCAAGGCGCGUGCUGACGGGAACUGGGGCCUUUGGUCUCCCUGGUCUGCCUGUACAACCACAUGUGGAGAAGGCAAUAUCACACGGGUACGUCUCUGCAACAACCCUCCACCACAGAAGGGGGGCAGAGGGUGUACGGGCAGCGCCAGGGAGACAUCACCUUGCAACAAUACACUCUGCCCCAUCGCUGGAGGCUGGACAAGCUGGACUGAGUGGUCACUGUGCUCAGAGUCGUGUGGGGGAGGUCUUAUGAGUCGCCAGCGGGAUUGUUUGAACCCCGCCCCUCAGAAUGGUGGGAAGCCUUGUGCUGGAGAUGCUGUGGACUAUGAAGGAUGUAACAAACAACCAUGUCCUAUAGAUAUAUGUUUGAUCUCAAAUCCAUGUUUUCCUGGGGUGGACUGCACAUCACAUAGUGAUGGAUCCUGGGAGUGUGGACGCUGUCCGUUGGGUUUAAAUGGCAAUGGCACUCACUGUGAAGAUGAGAACGAGUGUGAAGUGGAGGGCAUGUGUGUCACUGAGUGUGUAAACACAGACCCUGGUUUCUACUGUCUGCCCUGUCCUCAUCGCUAUAAAGGAACCCAGCCAUAUGGCCUUGGACUGCAGGAAGCGCAGACAACCAGACAGGUUUGUGAACCAUACAAUCCUUGCAAAGACAACACACACACCUGCCACAAGUAUGCUGAGUGUGUGUAUCUGGGCCUGGCGUCUGAGGUUUUGUACAAGUGUGUGUGCGCUGUCGGGUUCGCGGGCGAUGGAUUUCUGUGUGGUGAAGACUCUGAUCUAGAUGGCUGGCCCAACAACAGAUUAACCUGCAAGCAGAAUGCAACCUAUCACUGUCAAAAGGACAAUUGCCCCAUGCUACCAAACUCUGGACAGGAAGACCUGGACAAUGACGGACAGGGAGAUGCCUGUGAUCCUGAUGAUGACAAUGAUGACAUCAUAGACGAGAGGGACAACUGCCCGCUGGUUUACAACCCUAGGCAGUUUGACUCCGACAGAGAUGGGGUUGGGGACCGCUGUGAUAACUGUCCAUUUGAUAGCAACCCGCUGCAGACAGACACGGAUGACAAUGGAGAGGGAGACGCCUGCAGCAUCGACAUUGAUGGAGACGAGGUUCUGAAUGACCGUGACAACUGUCCCUUGGUCUACAACACUGACCAGAGGGACACAGACUUGGAUGGUGUUGGAGACCAGUGUGACAACUGUCCCCUUCUUCACAACCCACUGCAGCUAGACUCUGACAGUGACCUGGUGGGGGACAUGUGCGACAACAACGAGGACAUUGAUGAGGAUGGCCACCAAAACUCUCUAGACAACUGUCCCUACAUUGCCAAUAGCAACCAGGCUGACCAUGACAAGGACGGGAAGGGAGACGCCUGUGACCAUGACGACGACAACGACGGUAUCCCUGAUGACCGGGACAAUUGUAGACUAGUGCCCAACAGGGACCAGUUGGACUCUGAUGGUGAUGGUAGUGGAGACGCAUGCUUUGACGACUUUGACAAUGACAGUAUUCCAGAUGCGCUGGAUCCCUGUCCGCUAAACCAGGAUAUUGGGUCCACAGACUUCAGGAAGUUUCAGGUUGUUUUGCUGGACCCAAAAGGCACAACACAGUCUGACCCUCUGUGGGUGAUCCGCAGCCAAGGCACCGAGCUGCUGCAGACAGCCAACUCGGACCCUGGCAUCGCUUUAGGUUAUGACAAGUUCAGCUCGGUAGACUUCAGUGUGACAUUUUAUGUUAAUACCAACCGAGAUGACGACUACGCAGGCAUUGUGUUCGCCUACCAGUCCAGUCGACGCUUCUAUGUUGUCAUGUGGAAACAGGUGUCUCAGGCCUACUGGGAGAAAAUGCCAUCCAAAGCUUUUGGCACGGCAGGAGUCUCAAUCAAACUGGUCAACUCCACCACAGGACCAGGGGAGUAUCUACGUAAUGCCCUGUGGCACACUGGAAACACCAGACACCAGGUGAGAACUCUGUGGCACGACCCCAAUAAAAUUGGCUGGAAGGACUUCACAGCCUACCGCAUGCACCUCAUCCACAGACCCAAGACCGGGUUCAUCAGGAUGGUGGUGUAUGAGGGCAGGGACAUUUUGUCCGACUCGGGGGCGGUGUACGACCACACCCUGGCUGGGGGCAGACUGGGACUGUUUGUCUUCUCUCAAGAACACGUCCUCUUCUCAGACCUCAGAUAUGAGUGCAGAGAUAACUGAACAUCCCACCAGAGAUCUACAUUAAUUUCAUGGAAAUCUUUAUACAAUUAAGAGAUAGAGAGCGAGAGAGAAAGAGAGAGAUGAUGCACCAGACCCAGGCUUUUCUCCUGCCAAGACUAUCAAUUAGUGACCAUCAUCUAUCUAUCAGCUUUUAAUGCGACUGUAUUGAUUUCAGGCUGUCUCAUUCGCUGCUUAUUACUGCAAGACUCAGACAGUAUCACUAGUGACAGUAACCUCUAGUUGCUUUUCAUUUUGCUUUUUGCUAAUGUUGUAAAUAAUUAUUUAUUGCCAGAUGCCAGAUAUGAAAGGGAGAGAUGGGAGAAUAAAUUGAUGAUGGCAUAAGUAGAGCAUGUGCGGAUGUCUGGUGGUAACUUAUCAAUAAAAUACUUUUUUUUCAA